Molecule: messenger RNA, 1333 nt
Organism: Dioscorea cayenensis subsp. rotundata (Guinea yam)
Lineage: Eukaryota; Viridiplantae; Streptophyta; Magnoliopsida; Dioscoreales; Dioscoreaceae
Product: putative clathrin assembly protein At1g25240
Exons: 1
Coding region: 216-1241 (341 amino acids)
Biological process (GO): clathrin-dependent endocytosis; vesicle budding from membrane; clathrin coat assembly
Cellular component (GO): clathrin-coated vesicle; clathrin-coated pit
Molecular function (GO): SNARE binding; 1-phosphatidylinositol binding; phosphatidylinositol-4,5-bisphosphate binding
Source: RefSeq, a predicted model, not a curated record
AAACCCACGUAAUUCCAGCCAAUCAAUCCAUUUUGACCCAGCCCUUUUCCUACUAACCUUCUCCUCUUCAAUUCCUUCCCUUCCCUUCCCUUCCCUUCUUGGUCGGCUGCAAUCGUGCUUCCCAAAUUCCCAAUUUUUUUAAUUCACAAAUUCCAAUCUAAUUCAAUAGAAUGCCAAUUCUUCUUCAUUGGAGGACAACAAGGUUGUAGUUUCCAAUGUCCAGGGCCCGCGAAUGGUGGCGCCGUACCACCGCCGCGGCCAAGGAUCGCCGGAGUCUAUACCUCUGCCGAAUUCGCGGCGGCGCUAAGCGGCCUUGGGGCGUCGAUCUUGAGAGCGCCGUGAUCCGCGCGACGAGCCACGACGAGCGCGCCGUGGACUACUCCAGCGCCGGUCGCGUCUUCACCUGGGCGCGAGCCUCCCCGUCCUUUCUCAAACCCCUCAUGUGGAGCAUCGCCCGCCGCGCCACCCGCACCUCCUCCUGGCCCGUCGCCCUCAAGUCCCUCCUCAUCGCCCACGGCCUUAUCCUUUCCACCACCGCCGGCGCCGGCUCUUCUCUCGGCCGCCUCCCCUUCGACCUCUCUGAUUUCCGGGACCGCUCCUCCCCCGCCUUCUCGUCCUUUGUCCGUGCCUACUUCCGGUUCCUCGACCUCCGAUCGGUCUCCACCGACCUCGAUCCAACUGACCUUUAUGACCUAGAGACCCUCCAGGAGCUCCUUGACCUUCUUCUCCAGAUCCGCCCCUGCUCCGAUGGAAUGGAGGUGAGUCUCAUCCUGGAGACCAUGGACUGCGUGCUUAUCGAGGUCUUCGAGAUCUACAGCGGCAUUUGCAGCGGGAUCGCCGGCUUCCUGGUGGGAUUCCUGGGAUCGAAAACAAGGGAUCUCGGCGACGUGGAGAAGAAGCAGGGUGUGGUGGGAAUCAAGGUUUUGAAGCGCGCCGGCGAGCAAAGUGUUAAGCUCACCGGCUUCUUCGAGGUUUGCAAGGGCUUAGGGGUCAGCAAUGCCCGAGAGCUGCCGGCCGUCGAGCGGGUACCCGACGAGGACAUUGAGGACCUUGAGAGGCUGGUGAUCGCCGGAGGAGGAGGAGGGAUAGACCGGGAAGAACGGCAGGGAAGUCCGGCGACGGUGGUGACGGAGGAGUGGGUAGUCUUCGAGGAGACGGAGGGGUAUUUUGGGAAUAAGGAUAGGUAUUGUCGGAAUCCGGCUGUUGUCGAUGAUGUCAGGGAUUUGAUUCUGUUUGAUUGAGACUUGAAAUAUGAUGUCAUAUCCAUUUUUGUGUCAACCUUUUUCUUUUUCCUUUUUCUUUUUUUCUUUUUACUUUUGUUUAUAUAUUUUGU